AUGCGUUCUGCAGUGACGGUGUUAGCAGCAGUUGCGGUCUUCGUUGCCGUAGCCGAAGAACAAAAAGCUGGUGUCGUGUAUUUGAUCGAUACGAUCGGAAGGAAAAAUCCGGAAUCGAUUGGUGGUAGCGACAACAAGGAUUUAAGUGAUACGCCGUUCUUCAAGCCUUUGCCUGCCGAUAAACCGCUUCCAGAUGGAAUCUAUUUUCGACCGGAGGACGGCAAGCCUUUGGAAAACCCCGACAUCUUGCAGGAUUUACGUGUUAAAGGAGAGAAAGAAGUUAGGGAAAAGAGAUCGGCGUACCCUGGUAAAGGUGGUGGUGGCGGAGCAUGUUGCGGUGGUGGUGGUGGUGGAGGACGUCCUGGUGGUGGCGGCGGAGGUAGAGGCGGCGGUGGAGGUGGCGGAGGAGGAGGCUCUUGGAGCAAAUCUGGUUCAUCUUCCGGUUCUUGGGGUGGUGGAGGCGGAAAAGGCUACGGACGCUGAUUUCUCUUCCUCUCUACGCAAAACAGAUAUACAAAUGUCUCAAUUAACAAAUAACGAUUAAAUAAAAAAGCAUGAAUGAUAA
Molecule: messenger RNA, 565 nt
Organism: Nicrophorus vespilloides
Lineage: Eukaryota; Metazoa; Arthropoda; Insecta; Coleoptera; Silphidae
Product: translation initiation factor IF-2-like
Exons: 3
Coding region: 1-483 (160 amino acids)
Source: RefSeq, a predicted model, not a curated record